CUGUCGUAUAUAUUACAAUACAAUUCUUCUAACGACAUUGCCGAACUGCUUUUUCUAGUGAUGAUUCCCUUGAGGAGGACAGAGUUAGUGCAGCACACGAGGAUGAUGAUGCUGAUGAUGGUUCGAGUCCAGUUCCCCUAGUUUGCUUAUCCGUCUACUUCGGUGUCGGUUCGUCGGGGUGGGUCGGUUGUUUUGUCGACCAGUAAGCAGUUCUACUGUAUGUUCCAGGUUACUGGAUCACUGGGUCUCUUUAUCUUUCGAUUGCGGCUGGCUUCUGAUGAUCUUCGCUAGGGUCGAGAACUGAGGCGUGAGAGCGACAAGAUGGUGCAGCUGGGAUGGGAGUCGUACUUGGUGCUCGCGACCCUGAUAGCGGGGCUCGUGGUUAUGGCGGGUGAUUGGGUAGGCCCUGACUUCGUCUUCGCCCUGAUGGUGGGCUUCCUCACAGCGUGUCGUGUAAUAACAGUGAAGGAAUCCACCGAAGGAUUUUCUCAAAACGGUGUGUUAACGGUGGUCAUCCUUUUCGUAGUUGCCGAGGGAAUUGGCCAGACUGGUGGCAUGGAGAAAGCUCUCAAUUUAUUGCUUGGGAAGGCAACGAGUCCAUUCUGGGCCAUCACUAGGAUGUUCAUCCCAGUGGCGAUUACUUCCGCCUUCUUAAACAACACUCCCAUUGUGGCUCUGCUUAUCCCAAUCAUGAUCGCGUGGGGUCGCCGCAAUCGCAUCUCCCCGAAGAAGCUCCUCAUUCCACUCAGCUAUGCGGCUGUGUUCGGCGGCACCCUCACCCAGAUCGGCACUUCCACUAACUUCGUAAUCUCCAGUCUUCAGGAGAAGCGAUACACUCAGUUGAAACGUCCUGGUGAUGCGAAAUUCGGCAUGUUCGACAUUACUCCCUAUGGAAUCGUGUAUUGCAUCGGCGGAUUCCUGUUCACGGUGAUAGCGUCUCACUGGUUACUCCCUUCGGAUGAAACCAAACGCCACUCAGAUUUGUUGCUGGUGGCAAGAGUGCCUCCGGAGUCCCCCGUGGCUAACAACACUGUACGCGAAGCGGGGCUCAAAGGCAUGGAACGCCUCUUCCUGGUGGCUGUUGAGCGGCAGGGGCGAGUGACACAUGCGGUUGGUCCUCAGUAUUUACUAGAACCUGAAGAUCUUCUCUACUUCUGCGGAGAAUUGGAGCAAGCCCACUUUUACUCGAAGGCCUUUUCAUUAGAGUUGCUGACGAACGAAGCCAUCAGCGGCUCAAAGCGUGCUAACUUUCAAGGCGAAAAGCACCCGUCUGCCUUGGAAAACGGAUCGUGUGGAAGUGUCGAGGACUCGACGCUGAUUAUGCAGGCGUCGGUGAGGAAGGGAGCGGACAUCAUAGGCAAAACCUUGGAUCAGAUUGACUUUCGCAAACGCUUCGAUGUGGCUGUGUUGGGAUUGAAGCGAGGCGAAACGCACCAGCCCGGUCCCUUAAGUGAGAUGGUAGUGAACGCUAAUGAUGUACUCGUGCUGCUAGGAGACAACGAAGAGGUGCUACAGAAGCCAGAGGUCAAGGCGGUGUUCAAGGAUGUAGAGAAGCUCGAUGAGGCGCUGGAAAAAGAGUACUUAACAGGUAUGAAAGUGACGAACAGAUUUAAAGGAGUGGGCAAGACUGUUUACGACGCGGGACUUCGAGGCAUCAAUGGGCUUACCCUUCUGGCAAUUGAUCGUCAGUCCGGAGAGCACUUGAAAUUCAUUGAGGACGACACCGUUGUCGAACUUGGAGAUACUCUGUGGUUCGCUGGUGGCGUUCAAGGAGUUCAUUUUCUGCUCAAAAUUUCCGGCCUAGAGCACAGUCAAGCGCCGCAAGUGUCCAAGCUUCGGGCCGAUAUAUUGUACCGGCAGCUUGUCAAGGCAUCAGUUGCCUCCGAAAGUCCGUUGGUCGGCAAUACCGUUCGUGAGGCUCAUUUCCGAAACAAAUACGACGCUGUGGUGCUUGCAAUUCACCGCCAGGGCGAGAGACUGUCGAUGGAUGUCCGCGAUGUGAAGCUACGAGCAGGGGAUGUGCUCUUACUCGACACGGGAUCCAAUUUCGGGCAUCGCUACCGGAACGACGCAGCCUUCAGUCUGAUUUCCGGCGUGCCCGAAUCAUCGCCUGUCAAGAAGUCGCGGAUGUGGGUGGCAUUGUUUCUGGGAGCAGCCAUGAUCGCUACUCAGAUCGUGAGCAGUUCAAUUGGGGGUACUGAGUUAAUCAACCUGUUCACGGCAGGAAUUUUAACAUCUGGCCUUAUGUUGUUGACGAGAUGUCUAAGCGCCGACCAAGCGCGCAACAGCAUCGACUGGAGGGUUUAUACUACAAUAGCUUUCGCAAUCGCUUUCAGUACAUGCAUGGAGAAAUCCAAACUUGCCCGAGCUAUUGCCGAUAUAUUCAUUAAGAUCAGCGAAUCAAUCGGCGGGAUGAGAGCUUCUUACGUUGCCAUCUACAUCGCAACGGCGCUGUUGUCGGAGCUAGUGAGCAACAAUGCUGCGGCGGCGAUCAUGUACCCCAUCGCUGCGGACCUAGGAGACGCCUUGGGCGUCGUUCCCACGCGAAUGAGUGUGGUUGUGAUGCUUGGCGCCAGUGCAGGAUUCACCCUGCCCUACAGCUACCAAACCAACCUGAUGGUUUAUGCUGCGGGAGACUACCGGUUCAUGGAGUUCGCAAAGUUCGGAUUACCCUGCCAAUGCUUCAUGAUCAUUACAGUUAUCCUCAUCUUCCUGCUGGACAACAGAAUCUGGGUAGCGGUGGGGCUCGGUUUCGCGCUGAUGCUGGUUGUGUUAGGGUGGCAUCUGGUGUGGGAAUUUGUGCCUGCUUCGAUAAGGAGCAAAUUCUCGCCUGGGCGCAAAGAAAAGACUGAAAAGAUUGAACAAUGAAGAGGAUCGAUCACCGAACUGGCUGAUUCCACAUCCCCAGCAUAACAGAUUUAUCACUGUUGAUUCGUCAGUUGAGGGAUGCUGGAAGUUUACAGCUGUAUCAAUAAGGUAAUAGGUACAAGUCAGGUGGUGAAUUUUACACAGUGAAGUUGUGUUUGUGUUUUCAUAGAAAAUCUUACAGGACGAGGCGAACUUGGAAAUUCCCGAGAAAGGCCAUGAUCACAAAAAAAAAUUGCUAGAAGAGAAAUGCCUUUGUAGACAGCAAUUGUGUACUGAAUGCUUGUGGAGCAAACUGUACGUAAACCUUCAAUACGUUGAAGGAGAAAUUGUAGCAAUAAAAUCGUGAUCGUUACCACGUA
Physcomitrium patens is the source of this 3227-nucleotide messenger RNA. RefSeq names its product putative sodium/sulfate cotransporter 3. The record is from RefSeq and is a predicted model, not a curated record. Gene Ontology annotation, biological process: potassium ion transport; transmembrane transport. Gene Ontology annotation, cellular component: plasma membrane. NCBI's taxonomy places the organism in Eukaryota, Viridiplantae, Streptophyta, Bryopsida, Funariales, Funariaceae. Gene Ontology annotation, molecular function: monoatomic cation transmembrane transporter activity.